This is a messenger RNA of Stylonychia lemnae, 894 nucleotides long. NCBI's taxonomy places the organism in Eukaryota, Ciliophora, Spirotrichea, Sporadotrichida, Oxytrichidae. The record is from the annotation of a GenBank genome assembly.
AUGUCUCUAGAGGAUUAACCGAUGUAUUUUAAAACUUAGGAGUUCAAGCAAUUAUAGUAACUUCACAAUAUUUAGCUUGAGAAUAAACUUGGAUUUUACAUGAUACUCCAACUAAACAGUCAUUAAUACUACACAGAUGAAUCUAUCAAUGGCUUUCUACUAAUUGAUGUUUAUGAUUAGAACUCUCAGUUUACAAUUAAAGGAAACAUAAUCUUGCAAUUGAAAGGGACUAUAACUUUAGGAGAUUUUAUAAAUAAAGCAAUUGGGGCAAGUGAGAGUUCCAAAUUCGACCAAAGCUCAAAUCAAUAGAUAAAUGAGUCCAGGAAAAUAAGAUUCAUAAAUACUGAGGGAUCAGAUUCAAACAAGAGAUCCUUGUCUAAAAAUUCAUCAUUUAUCAAAGGAAAAGCUAAUUAGAGUAAUGUUUUCAAAGUCAGUCAGUAGAAGUAAAGCAUUUAAUUUUUAAAGACCUAAUAUAAGCUAUUCAAAGUAGAUAACUAACUAGGCAAAGGGCAAUUACAAAUACCCUUUAUCAUCAAGUUGGAGGACAGACUUCCUCCAUCAAUGAAAUUUCUCGAAAAGUAGUCUCUAUCAAUAGGAAUCUAGUAUCAAAUGAAGGUUCUAGUACCUGUUGUUUAGAAAUAAUUCUUCAUCAAUAAAUAGUAGAAAUGCUAGUAUCUAAAGCUUGAAAAGGAAAUCUAGAUUCUUAAGAUCUAUGAGAAAAAUAUUAAGAAAAAGGUUUCUAAUAAAUUAAACAAGCAAAACUAUGAAGAAGAUAGCAAAGCUUUGAGUUCUAUAAAACAAGGAGCAGUGCCCUCUUUAAAUUAAGAUUUGCACGUCAAUCUCAAUGAUCAAAGUGUUAGACUAUCUUCAGCUUCAAGUGUUUAAAUUUAAUGA